UCUCUCCCUCUCUUGUGGCUGUACUAUAUAAAAUUCUUCACCAGCCUUCGUAUCUUUGCUGCGGCUGCUUCUCCAUCGCAGGAACCCCGGGAGGUCGAUCCGAGACAAGAAGAUGGCUGCUCCACAAGCUAAGAGCGGAUUGUUCGUUGGGUUAAACAAGGGACAUGUCGUCACCAGACGAGAGUUGGCUCCUCGUCCCUCUUCUCGAAAAGGGAAAACGAGCAAGAGAACCCUUUUUAUCCGAUCUCUGAUCAGAGAGGUUGCCGGGUUUGCUCCAUAUGAGAAGAGAAUCACCGAGCUGUUGAAGGUUGGUAAAGACAAGCGUGCUCUUAAGGUUGCCAAGAGAAAGUUGGGUACCCACAAAAGAGCCAAGAGGAAGAGAGAGGAGAUGUCCAACGUCCUCCGCAAGAUGAGGGCCGGCGGUGUAUCGGAGAAGAAGAAGUAAAACGAGUCGGUUGCUAUUUUCAGAGAUUGUCAUUUGGAACAUUCUGUCGUUUUGUUGUCUAUGUUUAACUUCAAGCAUCUGACUUCACUUAGUUCUGUUUUUGUCCGAGACAAGUCUCUCUAUUCAGUUUUUACUCUCUUUUAUUAUAUCUUCGCUCAAGUUUUCCA
Messenger RNA from Tarenaya hassleriana, 612 nucleotides. RefSeq names its product 60S ribosomal protein L36-2-like. The transcript has 4 exons. The record is from RefSeq and is a predicted model, not a curated record. Gene Ontology annotation, biological process: cytoplasmic translation. Gene Ontology annotation, cellular component: ribosome; cytosolic large ribosomal subunit. Gene Ontology annotation, molecular function: structural constituent of ribosome. The coding region runs from base 113 to 445 and encodes 110 amino acids. Lineage: Eukaryota; Viridiplantae; Streptophyta; Magnoliopsida; Brassicales; Cleomaceae.